Triticum urartu is the source of this 1090-nucleotide messenger RNA. The record is from RefSeq and is a predicted model, not a curated record. Lineage: Eukaryota; Viridiplantae; Streptophyta; Magnoliopsida; Poales; Poaceae.
UCUGUUCCCAAGCCAAGAUCAGAAUUCAGAAGUUGAGAGCCCCCCAAAAAACAAAGGGACCCACGCGCAAAAUGCUCGCGCUCCUGCUCUCCCCGCCGGCGGCGCCUCCGCCGUGCCUCGCGACGCUACGGCGGCGGCCUCCCGCGCCCCGCGCCUCCUCCGCCCCCGGCCGCGCGGCGCCCGCCCUCCGCGCCGCGGCCGUCCGGCCCCGCCUCGCCGCCGCGGCGCCCGGCCCCGCCGAGCCGGAGCCCGCGCCGCUGUCCGCCGAGGAGGAGGCCGAGCGCGCCAAGCUCGCCCAGGUUAGCAAAAGGCUAGAGAAAACAGCGCGGAAUUUCAAGAAUUUGGGUACCCUGGCAUUCUGGUCUCAGUUGGUGUGCACGACCGUUUCGGCUGGGAUCUUGUCGUUCUCCGCAGUUGCUACCGGGAAUGCAACAUCUCCCUUUACAUUCUAUGCGACCGGAUUUGGCAUCAUUGCCGCCUUUAUGUCAGUGUUCCGGUCAUUUGGUUACAUCCGUCUUUCCAAAACGCUCAGGAGGACAGCAACCGAGCCUACAAAGGCCCCUCCGCGUGCGGCUGUGGUUAAAAACCUGAGGAACAGUAUUGUACUCAGCGUUGUCGGGAUGGGUGCUGCGGUCCUCGGGAUGCAGGCGACUGUUGGUGCUUUGGUAGCAAAAGCUCUCACUACCUCCUCGGUGCCCUACUACCAGGGGAUAUCUGCUGGCCAGAGCCCAGUUCUUGCUCUGGAUGUUUUUCUCGUUCAGGCUUCAGCCAAUACCAUCCUCUCGCAUUUUCUCGGGCUAUCGAGCUCGCUGGAGCUACUGCGGUCCGUGACAAUCUCUCCAGCGGAUGCCGGCCCCGUCCCUCGACCGGCAUGAGCUACAUACAAACACGGCAUGCGGCUCCUGUUUUUUUUCAACUUUUUUGGUUCCGCAACUGUAUUCUGGCAGCAGCUUUUUUUUUUCAUUCUUCCUUUUUGUGUGUAGAUCUUCUCGUUUGGUGACAAGUAUCAGUAUGUCCAGCUAGCUUGAUUUUGCUCAUGUGCAACUAUCUACAUAUACUUGAUGAAGAAAAAGAAAUCGGUGCUGUCGAA